UCCGCGAUGGGAUCCUUCGUCGGCCACGCAGUCCCGGGCACCUUCUUCUUCUUCUUCGGCAUGUGGUUCACGUACCGGAUGUUCCAGCGGUACUUCCUGUGCCAAGUGGCGGCGGCGGGAAGCGGGGGAGAGAAGUGCCGAAGCAGAUACCGGAACGUCUCGUCCUUCGCCUGCCCCGGGUGCCCCAGCCUCCCCCUCGAGGUCCUCAAGAUCGUCGCCGUCGUCGUCCGACGCAUGACAACCCUCCCUCCCACAGGGGAAUUCGCCACGGCCUUCGACGCGGGCAAGUUCACCCACAUCGGCAACGCGCAGCACAUGACCAUGUUCUUCUUCUUCGGGCUCAACGGGGUCAUGGACGUCCUCACCCACUACCGCAUCCCCGUGCCGCCCGACAUGGACUACGUGUCGGCCGUGCUGGCGUUCAGCAUGGAGGCGCUGCUCUUCUACUACCAUCUGCACGGCCGGAGUCAUAUGGAUGUGCAGGUCCAUAUGCUGCUGUUCUACGUCGUGCUGGCCUGCGCGGUGUCCACGGCCUUGGAGAUGUGCUACAAGAACAACGUCUUGCCCGCUCUCUGUCGGAGCUACUUCACGCUGCUGCAGGGCACUUGGUUCUACCAGAUCGGGUUCAUCCUGUACCCUCCGUGGGGCCCGACGUGGGACCAGGAGAACCACGGCCAGAUGAUGAUGGUGACGCUGUUCUUCACAUGGCACAACGCCACCAUCUUCGUCAUCAUGGCCCUGGCCGGCUCGCUCAUCUACCUGCGGGUGAAGGCGAAGGGGCCCGCGGCCAUGUACCACGGUCUCCACGGGCCCCUGCGCAUGCCCAAGAUGGAUGCCGAGCAAAUCAAGAAUAUGAUAGUCGACUCGGAAGAGGAGGAAGUCUAAGAUUCUCAGUUUAGGUGUUUUUUUCUUCUUUUUGUAGAUAUGUGUUAUUAUUUAGGUGAGAAAGAGAAAGAUGAGAGAAUAAAUGGCUUGCUAAAGUAAGGAAGCGGACGGUGCAUCUAAUUAAUGCACUUAAAAUGGAGAGCGUGGGGUGGGUGGUGUAUUUUCCUUAACUAAAGCGAAAAUCUGCGUGUCCUUUCGAUUUUGCACGGAUGGAGGCUCUGCUAGAUCUGCUGAAAACUAAAUCUACGAGACUUUUUAAGUCUUCUAAGAUACAGUUAAAAACAGUCUUACUACACGGAGAGCAUUGUAUCCGUAAUCCGGUCUGAAGCGGAAAAUGUGUAAUAUUUGUGGUCUUAUUGAUUUGAAUGAUAUGUUUCUUAUAUGAUAAUGUAGUAAUAAUCUGAAGAGCUUGUGAAAUCAUAGAAUGGAUGAAGGUAAAGAUUAUAAGUAUCAAGAUUCCAGCCUUGAAGAUCAAAUAUAACGAUAUUAAGAAAACCCGCGAUGUAAAACCACAACACCAGUUGUUUACAUACAUUCCUAUAUCGACUCGAACCUUAGAUUUAGAUUACAAUAAUCUAUUAUGUGUCAAAGAUGUUCAGAUGCACCUCUGUUUCUCUCGCACGUGGCAUCCCCCUUGUAUUUUAUAUGAUAAGGAGAAGGUUAAAAUGCAGUAGUUUUGAUAAAAAAAAAAAAAAAAAAAAACGGUUAUUCGAAAUAUGUAUUGACAAAGUGGUGAAGUGAGAGAGAUUGUCAUUAUCAUCCUAUUUCUUCUAUUGCUAUUAAUAUGAUUUUCUUUUCUCUUGUUAUGCUACGUACUUCAUAUACGAGUGUGUAUUUCUGAUUGACCCUUAUGGUUAACUGAAAUAGUGUACUUGGGUUUCAUCUCUAUUGUUACUAUCUUUUUGUUAUUUUUCUCAAUAUUAUGUUUUUUCUGUUUUG
Molecule: messenger RNA, 1824 nt
Organism: Penaeus vannamei (Pacific white shrimp)
Lineage: Eukaryota; Metazoa; Arthropoda; Malacostraca; Decapoda; Penaeidae
Source: RefSeq, a predicted model, not a curated record